GGCCAAAUGGACCACAUCCGAGAAUUCAACAACAAGAGCGAAGAAGGAACAAGACAAAGAAGCAAGAUCUAUCUGCUGACGAAUGGGCUCAAGCACAAAAAGUUCUAGAUCAACAGUUAAAAGAAAUGGGUUUAUAUUGUAAAGAAAUUAGUGGGGACGGAAAUUGUUUGUUUCGGUCUUUGUCCGAUCAAUUUUAUGGGAAUACAAAACAACAUUCAAAGAUUCGCAAAGAAAUUUGUGCAUAUUUAGAAGAAAACUUUGAUCAUUUUCAAUUCUUUGUAGAGGAUGACAAACCUUUUGAUUACCAUCUAGCACAGAUGAAAAAGGAUGGUACCUAUGGUGGAAACAUGGAAUUAGUAGGAUUCGCUCAACUUUACGAAGUUGAUAUAAAAAUAUAUCAACCUGGGACAAUCUAUGUUAUUGAGGGAAGUGAAGAUAAUAAAUCAACAAAAAAAGCUGGAACCAAAAAAACCUUACAUAUCGCUUAUCAUAAUUGGGAACAUUAUAGUUCAGUAAGAAACAUCCAAGGGCCACAUGUAGGUGAUCCGGAAAUUAUAUCAGAGUCAUUACAUUCAACAAAUGAUCCUGCCUCUGAUACCGAUAACCCUCCGAAUUCAAUUGAAAAAAUGAUCAUGAGCUCUACUGGAGAAAAGAAUUUGACAACCGUUCGUGACAUGAUGAAAAGAUUACAAUUUAACCAUGAUGAAGUUAUUAAUGAAAUAAUUGAAAGAUCACAAGAAAAUUCGAUUACUGAUAAUGGGUCUAAUUCACAUGAAGUUGAAAAGGAUGCAUAUACACCAGAACAGGAAGAAAAUUUGCCUAUGGAAGGUUCUCCUCAAAUGGAUAUCGAUAAUUUAUCUAGCGUUUCAUCCCAAAGCAAAACCACAAUGCAGCCUGAUAUAACGCCGAGAAGAGAUCAAGAAACUUUAGAUGUGAACAUUAAUGCCAAAACUAGAAAUACUAUAAAUUGUAUAGAAAGCUUUUCAAAGUCAGGACUAAUCGGACAGAAUUACGGUUUAUCCCUAGUCUACUCUCACCUUGGUUUACCAGGGAAGAAGGUGCCUCACAGCGCGUUCAAACAGAUCUCAACCAAGAAAUUAACGUUGAAUAAUUCAAAUCAAAUCGUCAUCAAGGACGAUCUGGAAAUCGAAAAAACGGAAGUCAAUAAGCAGGUUCAAGGGCAAAACGUGUACUUGAACGGUGUCGAGAAAAUGGAUGAUCUUACAAGCGGUUCAGAUAGUGAUUACACAAAAUAUUGGAUUGAUUGGUUUUUGUCUACUAAGGGAAAUGAAUACUUUUGUGAAGUUGAUGAAGAAUAUAUACUUGAUCGUUUUAAUUUAACUGGGCUAAACUCUGAGGUUCAGCAUUAUGUUCAAGCACUUGAUUUGAUAACGGAUUCUUUAGAAGAAGAAUUGGAUGAUGAGAUGCGUGAAGCCGUCGAGAAAUCCGCUCGUCACUUAUAUGGUUUGAUUCACGCGAGAUUUAUUAUCACAAGCAGAGGUUUAGCUAAAAUGCUUGAGAAAUACAAGAAAGCUGAUUUUGGCCGUUGCCCACGUGUUCUGUGUCAUAACCAACCACUCCUACCAGUUGGACUUUCUGAUCAGCCUUAUACAAAGUCCGUUAAAUUGUACUGCCCUCGUUGUGAAGAUAUUUAUAAUCCUAAAUCCACUCGACAUGCAAGUAUCGACGGUGCCUACUAUGGAUCUACUUUCCCUCAUAUGCUCUUUCAAGUUUAUCCACACUUGCUACCACCUAAAAGUAAUGAGCGAUAUGUUCCUAGGAUUUUUGGAUUCAAAAUUCAUGAUAUUGCCAAACAACAUCGUUGGCAAGAUCAACAAAGAGAAGAACAACAGAGAAGAAUCACCGUGGUUGGAGAAGGAAACGCUAAUAGUUAG
Messenger RNA from Funneliformis mosseae, 1895 nucleotides. Lineage: Eukaryota; Fungi; Glomeromycota; Glomeromycetes; Glomerales; Glomeraceae. The record is from the annotation of a GenBank genome assembly.